GGAAGUUUUCGUACUCUGCCCUGGAUCACGUGACCAGAAUGCUCCGGACUAAAAUAACAGUGAGGGCGAAGGAAAGAUUGUAGUCAAGUCUCUCACAGCAAGUAUUUUAAUCACCCUCUCAUUCAUCGAAGUUAGCUUAGGUUUGUGGAUGAAUUAAUAGGUCAAAGGACGUCUUGGCAAAAAGGUAAAACUAUAUCAAGAAUCGUGUAGCAGCCUACUGAGCUUGUCAAUAACUUAGCCAACGCGAUGCUAGCAAGUCACAUCGUCAAUAUUAUAUGAGUAACGUUAGCCGUACUAGCAACACCUCGGAGCAGUUGGACGCUGGAAUGACUGAAAUAAAUAUUUUAUUAUGACAUAGCUAGCUAGGUUGCACCUAUUAUUUUCCCUGGUGGUUUGUUUGCUAGUUAGUUGAUAUCCCACGCACUGUUGAUUCUAGCCAGAGAGCAAGGUUGAAGCUGUCUAGAAAGCAAUAAAAGUUGGCUAGCGUGAGCGCGAAAUUAAUUUGGUGGGUGCUUAGCUGUAGAUAUUAACCCAUUGGUUCUCAGUUAUAAGCACCGCUUACUGGUGGAACCAUGUGAACUACAAUCCCGACGCUCUGCUUUAACGUUUAGAAACGUCAAUCAUCGCGUUUGAUAUGGUUUUCAAAACAUAAGUUCCAUAUCUUUCAUAUCGGCGAGAAAACAUCUUUCAAAUAAAAUAUAUAUACUUACUGUAGCAGAUUUGCACAGAUCCAUACAUCUGUGUGCCUCCAGCCAACGAACUACACUUCCUUCCCAGUUGCCAUGAGCAGUGAGCUGAACGUGCCCAUGGGCUCCCCGGCCCCGGGGGGCUCAGAGCAGAUGCCGGAGGGUGGAGGGAUGGACUACAGGGACUGGGUGCGCCGCAGCUACCUGGAGCUGGUCACCUCCAAUCACCACUCUGUACAGGCCCUGUCUUGGAGGAAGCUCUACCUGAGCCGGGCCAAGCUGAAAGCCUCCAGCCGCACCUCUGCCCUGCUCUCAGGCUUUGCUAUGGUGGCCAUGGUGGAGGUCCAGCUGGAGAUGCAGUACAACUACCCGCGCAUGCUCCUCAUCGCCUUUAGUGUGUGCACCACGGUGCUGGUGGCUGUACACUUAUUUGCGUUGCUCAUCAGCACCUGCAUCCUGCCGCACGUGGAGGCGGUCAGCAACAUCCACAACCUCAACUCGGUCAGUGAGUCACCUCACGAGCGCAUGCACCACUACAUUGAGCUGGCCUGGGGCUUCUCCACCGCCCUGGGCAUCCUGCUCUUCCUGGCCGAGGUGGUGCUGCUCUGCUGGAUCAAGUUCCUGCCCGUGGACUCUGGUGCUGCCAACCAGGUGGCUGUGGCGGCUGCCGAACUGGCACUAUCUAAGGUGAACUGUAGUGGCCCCGCCGUGCCGUCCGCCGCUUCGCCAGGGCACAGCGGCUGGCAGGCGGCCUUGGCUUCCACCAUUAUCAUGGUGCCGGUGGGGGUGAUCUUUGUGGUAUUCACCAUCCACUUCUACCGCUCUCUGGUGAGCCACAAGACAGAGCGCCACCACCAGGAGAUCGAGGAACUGCACAAGAUUAAGGUGCAGCUGGAUGGGUGCGAGAGAGGCCUACAGGCAGUGUGAGCUCUUUAGCUCCUCUUUCUGCUCUUCUGUCCACUCUCAAUGGCAUUGAGAAGCACCAAAAUUCCACUGAAUAAGUGGGAGGAUUAAGGAUUUCUCCCACGCUACUAAUUUAUUGAGGUCAAAGGUUAGCGUAUGUUUGUUUUGGAAAAUAGUGUCUUGUCUCUGAGAGAAGUAGGAUCUGAUGUAUUGAGGUAAAUUAAAAUAGGACUUCUAUUCUAAUAUCUUGAGGGUUAUUUUGUUAGUUGUUCAUUUGUGCCAUCUCUCCACAAUUCAUAAAGGAAGUGGAGAAAAUCAAAAUAAGAUGUCAAACUUUACUGCGUGCUUGUUCUCACAAGGCAGUGUUAUUGUGGUCAUGCCAGGCUAUGAUUUACACAGAUCAUGGCAGUAAGCAGACACAGAAGCGGGUGGAAACAACAGUUAAUUUACUUUUUGAAGUUGUUCAUGUUGCGCCAAACAGUGUAAUGUUUCUCAGUAGGUGACAGGAAUAGGAGCACACACAAAUGCUGUGUGUAGACAUGCUUUGGGGGGUAUGUUCAUUUGAUAUGCAUUAUAAUCCAUAUUUUAUAUAGAACUCCCUCCCAAGUCCUUUAGUUCAUAGGCUACUCUGUGGUGUCAAAGAUAGUGAAUAGCUACGGUGCUUCGACGUUAAGACUUGUAAUCUCCUCAUAUUAGUGAAGGACUGCUUAUUUAUUUUAAGUUACUGUUAAUUAUUGUUAAAAUAAGAGAUACUACCUGCUCACACAGCAAAUUAAUAUUGAAGUUACAAUGUAUAUGCUCACCAAAGUAUAGUUUAGUGAACUUGCAUUGGCUUAUAUAACAAAACAGUAUAAACGUUGACAAAUAAUAGAAUGACUACAUGAAAUUCAUAUCCACUGUUAUGCAUUAUAUUUCUUUAUGACAUUGGCACAAAACAUGUUUUAUGUGCCAAAAAUGGCAAGGAAAUUGCUCCUGUUCUAUUCAAAACAACACUGACAUGUUAAUACUUGUCUGAACAUGUUUACAAUAGUAUUAUUGCAGCAGAGAGGGUGCUUACUGUAUGAUAAAGUAACCAGUGUCAAAUGUCAUUAGCACCAUUACUUUUUAUGGAAGUGUGUCGGCUAUGAUUAAAAUGAAGAGGGUUACUGAAUAUAUCACUGAUGCAAUGAACCAGGCACGAUGAUCAUAACUCAAUGCUUAUUGAAUACUUUAAUUCUUAAUGCUUUAUUGGUGGGUUUGAGUGGUGAGCUAUGAAUGAGGAAUGUAAAUACAGUCAAUGGUGCCAGUUCUCUUGAAUAAAUAUUUUUUUCUCGGCUUAAAAAAAAAAGUUAACAUUCCAAACAAAGAUUUUUCUGACCAAGAAUCUCCUUUCAAUGUGAUGGAAAAAGACAAAAGUGCACUUGUAGUUUAGUUUGAAAGUUAGUGUUAAUCCUAGAAUGUCACAUUGUUUUCUUCAGGUCAUACUUAAUUGUUGUAAAUGUCCCCUCUGAAAAAAGUUUAUUUGACCAAACAAAAGGAUUGUAUGUUGAUGGGAAAACAAUGCUGUCAAUUUGUUAAAACCUGACUUAUUUUGGAUAUAACAACACAUGGGGUAUUGUGGUACAUUUACUGCUUUCUGUGCAUAAUGUAGUCUAUUAAAGGUUCUGUGGAAUCGCAUGUCUUUUCAAAUCUUGUUAAUGAAUGUUAAAUAAAGACUCAUCUUAUUUUGUUAUUUCCAUGCCCUA
Messenger RNA from Salvelinus sp. IW2-2015, 3313 nucleotides. Its product is annotated as protein orai-2. NCBI's taxonomy places the organism in Eukaryota, Metazoa, Chordata, Actinopteri, Salmoniformes, Salmonidae. Gene Ontology annotation, biological process: store-operated calcium entry. The record is from RefSeq and is a predicted model, not a curated record. Gene Ontology annotation, cellular component: membrane. Gene Ontology annotation, molecular function: store-operated calcium channel activity.